AUGCCGCACACCUACAUCGUCGGCUACUGGGGCUGCGUCUUCCUCGACGGGAAGGAGCGCCGCACUCGAUGGCGUGCGGACACUGUCCCUGUUGGUGCACGUGUGGGGGCCCUGGUCUCAGGCGAUGGCUCUGGUGACCUACGCAUCUUCGUCGACGGCACCCUGGUGGUCCACGCGGAGGGUGCUCUCCAGGAGCACCUGUGCGGCCCCGGCCCCGUGGAGCUCUUCCCCGUCGUGGACGUCUUCGCGGCGACGCUCUCCGUGCAGCUGCAAGCCCUGGCGGCCGCUCCGGCGCCGCCCUGGGGUGAUGACGUCUCGCCCCCGGGCUCGCCGACCGGCUCCCUGGUCUCGAUGUCCCCCAGCACGCGGGGCUAG
Prorocentrum cordatum is the source of this 375-nucleotide messenger RNA. The record is from the annotation of a GenBank genome assembly. NCBI's taxonomy places the organism in Eukaryota, Dinophyceae, Prorocentrales, Prorocentraceae.